CCGCUUCUCUUUCCGCCUUCCGCCGCCUCCUCCCCAGCCAUGGCUUCCGGGCUGGGAAGGCUGCUGCUGCAGGGGCUUCGCUGCCUCCUGGCCCCGGUCGCCCCCGCUCUCGCCCCGCCGGUUCGGGGCGUGAAGACCUUCCGCGCCGCCGUCCGCUUCCAAAAGGAGCUGGAGCGCUGGCGCCUGCUCCGCAACCCGCCGCCGCCCGUGCGCCGUUCAGAGAAGCCCAACUGGGAUUACCAUGCUGAAAUACAGGCGUUUGGACAUCGGUUGCAGGAAACCUUUUCCUUAGAUCUUCUCAAAACUGCCUUUGUGAAUAGCUGCUAUAUUAAAAGUGAGGAGGCCAAACGCCAGAAACUUGGAGUAGAGAAAGAAGCUGUUCUUCUGAAUAUUAAAGAUAAUCAAGAGCUAUUUGAACAGGGGUCAUCUUUUUCAAAAGCUUGCCUCACCCAGUUUCUGGAGAACGCAUUCCCAGACUUGCCCAUUGAAGGCGUUCAGAGUCUUGUUGACUUUCUCACUGGUGAGGAAGUCGUGUGCCAUGUGGCUAGAAACUUGGCUGUGGAGCAGUUAACGCUGAGUGCAGACUUUCCAGUGCCCCCGACUGUGUUACAGCAGACUUUCUUUGCCGUAAUUGGAGCCCUGCUGCAGAGCAGCGGACCUGGGAGGACUGCACUUUUCAUCAGGGACUUCUUAAUUACGCAGCUGACUGGGAAAGAACUCUUUGAGAUUUGGAAGGUCGUCAAUCCCAUGGGGCUACUGGUGGAAGAAUUGAAGAAAAGGAAUAUUUCAGCUCCUGAACCGAGACUUACCAGGCAGUCUGGAAGCACCACAGCUGUGCCUUUGUAUUUUGUUGGCUUAUACUGUGAUAAAAAGUUGCUUGCGGAAGGACCUGGGGAGACAGUCCUGGUUGCAGAAGAAGAAGCUGCUAGAGUGGCACUGAGGAAACUCUACGGAUUCACUGAGAACAGGCGGCCUUGGGACUAUUCCAAACCCACAAGGGAUCUCAGAGCAGAAAAGACCAUCACUGCCAGCUAGCCAGCCACAGAUGUGGGAACCUGAAAGUUGUAAGCGAAACAUUGAGACAAUUGUCAGAUGUCCAAACCUUUACAUUUUUCAAAUUGUAAAGAAAUAUGUUUUAUUCCUUGUACCGAGUUUCUAAAAGUAAACAAGUAUUCAUCAGGGCACAGCUUUUGUAUUUU
Molecule: messenger RNA, 1199 nt
Organism: Pipistrellus kuhlii (Kuhl's pipistrelle)
Lineage: Eukaryota; Metazoa; Chordata; Mammalia; Chiroptera; Vespertilionidae
Gene: MRPL44
Product: mitochondrial ribosomal protein L44
Exons: 4
Coding region: 40-1035 (331 amino acids)
Biological process (GO): rRNA processing; primary miRNA processing; regulation of gene expression
Cellular component (GO): nucleus
Molecular function (GO): ribonuclease III activity; double-stranded RNA binding
Source: RefSeq, a predicted model, not a curated record